AUGCUGGUGCUAAACUGUGCUACCAAGUUACUGACACUGGAAAAAGUGCUCAAGAGUCACUUUCCCGAAUCACUCAAGGUGUAUGGAGCAGUGAUGAACAUAAAUCGUGGGAACCCCUUUCAAAAGGAAGUGGUACUGGACUCAUGGCCAGACUUCAACGCUAUCAUCACUCGGCGUCAGAAAGAGGCUGAGACAGACAACCUGGACCAUUACACAAACGGCUAUGCUGUGUUCUACAAGGAUGUGAGAGUUUACCGACGGCUGCUGGAAGAGCGUGAUGUUAUCAACUGGGACCAGGCUUUUCACAUACAAGGGCUGCAGAGUGAGCUGUAUGAUGUUACCAAAGCUGUUGCCGACUCCAAGCAGUUGGAUGUGAAGAUAACUUCCAGCAAGGCAGUCAUUUUGCCCCCGGUCUCAGCUCCUCCAGACACCAGUCUCCUGUAUGUAAAUCCAGUGUCUGCAUUUAGAAGGAGUUCUCCCCCGCGGCUCACCUACCUGAGUGUAGCUGAUGCCGAUCUGCUCAACCGGACCUGGUCGCGGGGCGGCAACGAGCAGUGUCGCCGGUACCUCUCCAGCCUCAUCGCCUGCUUCCCCAGUGUGUGUGUCCGCGACGAGAAGGGACGCCCGGUCUCUUGGUCCAUCACAGACCAGUUUGCCACCAUGUGCCACGGCUACACCCUGCCGGAGCACCGCAGGAAAGGCUACAGCCGGCUGGUGGCCCUCACCCUGGCCAGGAAGCUGCACAGCCGUGGCUUCCCCACGCAGGGCAACGUCCUCGACGACAACGCCGCCUCCAUCAGCCUCCUGAAGACCCUCAACGCCGAGUUCUUGCCUUGUCGCUUCCACAGGCUCGUCCUCAUCCCAGCAGCUCUGUCCAGCCAAGUUCACCUCUAGCCCGGCGAAGCAGCAGGCAUCAUCUUCGGUCCCCUGAGGAUUCACAUCCUCCUUAACGGCCAGGGAAGAGAAGAUGAAAACGGGGAUCAGGAGAACCCUGGAGAAAGUAUGCAAGCUCAGCCUGAGAAGCCUUAACUAACCAUGCCUUGAGUUUUUACAAUCAAUAACCAGAAAAUAAAUAGAUAGGUAGGUAGGUAGAUAGAUAGAUAGAUAGCCAGGGUCAGGGGUCGCUGUGGCUGUCACAGAGGGAAUGACCCUCCUGUGGGAUCCACCGCAGGAAACGGGUCCUGCAGCCAGCAGUUCUCAGCACAGUAGCGGCAAUGACAGCAGGAGGACAAUGAUUUAACAGGGGAGCUUGUGGCUACCGCUUUCCGCCGGCCUGGGCUUCCGCUCUGAAGUCUCACAACCACACCAGUUCCCUGCUCCCCUGAGUACCAUUCACCUGGGCCCGCACUGCUCUGUCUCCCCAGCCACAGUGCCUACCACCUCUGACCCCAGUUCUCCGUGGGCUGUUCUGUGGUUUCGUCUUUAGUUCCUGGCUCUUUUCUUCUGCCUGUGACUCUAGCCUAGAGUCCUUCCUGGGAGCAUUGGGAGGCAGUGGUUCUCACACCU
Pipistrellus kuhlii (Kuhl's pipistrelle) is the source of this 1506-nucleotide messenger RNA. It is a transcript of the gene GLYATL3, whose product is annotated as glycine-N-acyltransferase like 3. Gene Ontology annotation, cellular component: mitochondrion. Gene Ontology annotation, molecular function: glycine N-acyltransferase activity. The record is from RefSeq and is a predicted model, not a curated record. The transcript is spliced from 5 exons. Bases 1 to 894 code for a protein of 297 amino acids. Lineage: Eukaryota; Metazoa; Chordata; Mammalia; Chiroptera; Vespertilionidae.